AUGAAUCUUUAUAUUCAUAAGUAUUUCAUCUAUGAGAUUUAUAAAGUGUGCAUUAUAGUGUAUAAAAGGAAUCUUCAACACAAUAACUUAACUGGACCUCUUCCAGAAUGGAUAUCUAAACUCUCAAGACUUAAAGAGUUGAUACUCAACAAUAACUAUUUCAAUGGAAGUUUGCCCAACUUGUCAGAUUUGACAAAGUUAAAGACACUGCAUCUCCAAAAUAAUUACCUAAGUGAUAAACUUCCAGACUGGUUAUCUAAACUCCCCUGCCUCAAAGAAUUGAAUAUAGCGAAUAAUAAUUUCAAGGGUGUCAUUCCGCAAGAGCUUCAACAUCUCAAACAAAUUAAUUUCACAUUCGAGUAA
Molecule: messenger RNA, 363 nt
Organism: Cryptomeria japonica (Japanese cedar)
Lineage: Eukaryota; Viridiplantae; Streptophyta; Pinopsida; Cupressales; Cupressaceae
Product: putative inactive receptor-like protein kinase At1g64210
Exons: 5
Coding region: 1-363 (120 amino acids)
Molecular function (GO): protein binding
Source: RefSeq, a predicted model, not a curated record